This is a messenger RNA of Trypanosoma cruzi, 2247 nucleotides long. RefSeq lists its product as uncharacterized. The record is from RefSeq and is a predicted model, not a curated record. Bases 1 to 2247 code for a protein of 748 amino acids. The transcript has a single exon. NCBI's taxonomy places the organism in Eukaryota, Euglenozoa, Kinetoplastea, Trypanosomatida, Trypanosomatidae.
AUGGGGCUGUUUGCAGCUGCUUUGAUCCAUUUUUCGUUUUCGUUUUUCUCUCCGUCUCUUUUUCCUUUUUUUUUUUUUGUUUUUCUUUUCAUUGGGGCAUUGUCAGUGGUUUUGAUCGAAAAGGUUGUCUGCGCUGUUAUGUCCAAGAGCAGGCCACGCAAGCAUCGCUGUGUCGCCCAGAUGGAAGAUGGCCUGACGGCAUCCCAGAGGCUGCAACAGUGGGGCGCCGCAGCGGAACUGCUGUACGCACCGAACAGCCCGAUUAAUCAGCCCCCGUCGCCCAAGGAGCCGCACACCUUUCUCGUGGCCCGCCGCAUCGCCACUGUGAUGGCGCGCCUGAACGAUCUUUGCCAAAAGGAAUCGGAAGUUCUUCUGACACCGCGGGAUGCUCUGCUUGAGCUGGCGGACAUUGUUCGCUUUGCUCUUGUGUCAUUUCACAAGGAAGUGGUCACAGGACAGUUGGACCGGGCGCAGGUAGCCUCCGUACUAGCGGAGUACGUUGCUCAUCGAACGGCGCCCCAGGCGGGUAUGGUGGAGGGACUUCAUGUAAUUGCGUGGGUGAGUAUAAAACUCCGUGUGGAGCUGUUUCUUGAACAGUUACGCAGGCGUCUUAAUAUGGAAUUGGAAAGCAGCCACAACAACCAGCGGACCGCCCAGCAAGUGGGCGCGUUGCGCACUACCCUUACGCUUCUGAAUGACUUUGAAUCGUUUUACGAUAAUAUCCUUGUCACGUUUCCAUGCGUUCAGCUCAUGGACACCACUCCGGAUGCGGCUGAACAGAUGAUGCCCAUUCUUUCCCGUCAAUACUACCAACUUGCCGACUGGGUAGUGCUGGUGGAGGUGAGUACCACGCAACCCCCCAUCACGGAGACGUGGGUUCAGUCCGUUGACCGUGAGGCAUCAACGGUGGUUCUGCGCCGCACGGACAUCGCAUCCCCAUGGGGGCUUAUCUUUAAUCAAUGCGGACAAAUAGUGGACAUUGACACCUCGCUUCGUAGCGUUUCUGAGGAAGGGGAAGAGUUGCAUCGACUCCUUUGCUGCACUACAGAAGGGGCCAAAAUAGUCGCCGUGAACUCGACGACAAUUCCAGAUAUCUCGUCUGUUGGUGCGGAAGAAGUUUUGGAGAUUUUUAAGAAUGCCACCAAGUCGAAUAAGCGUAUCGCUAUUCAAUUGGCCAACGGUGCACUCAAACAGCCUUCUGUGCAGCAGUUGGCCUUUCUUUUGCCCAACCAAGGAGGUGAGGGCUCAUCCGGGCAACGUGCAACGCUUGUCUUGCACCGCCCCGAUCGAAGCAUGCCGUGGGGGUGUGAGCUAACGGAAGAAUUAAUUGUAAGCGGUUUACCCAAGCGAUGCACAUCGGUAAGGGCAAGGAAUUUCCUCGCAGACUACCGCGGACGUGUCGCUCUGAUGGCGGUCAAUGGGGUUGAGGUUACAACAGUCGCGCAGGCCGAGGCAUUGUGUGCCCACACAGAGACGAUUGUAAUGAAUUUUGUAGUUGUGGCCCCUUCCAUGGCGGAACGGAGCAAAGGGUCCCUAUCGGAGAAGGUGUCCUUGGCGCUCACUCAGGAUCAGAUUGAAAAGGUGAGGGAAAAACCACUUUUGGGUGAGAAGAGUGCCAAGCAAUCUGGGGAAAGGAAAAAGAAGACAAAGAGCCAGCAACAAAGAAAACAGCACGAAAACGCCGAGGACCUGGAUGCGAAGGCCGAUGAUGUGUACACUGCAGAUGCGAAUGAAGCAGAGGAAUUGACGGCAGAGCCAGAGAAGCAUGCGGAAGAAGAUGAUGUGAAGGAGACGUACCCAAUGGUCGCCGACGAUGAAGCCACACCGGACGACACAUCAGGUAUGGGGGGAAAGCUGCGGGAGGGCUCAAAGGAGACGGAGAGGCUGCCGGCAGCAGGCGAAACUCCUGAGCCUCUCGUGUUGCCCAACAAUGUCACGAUAGAGCUAUUGACACCAGAGGAAAUGGUGAUACGCCGCGACUCCAAUGAAGUAAAGUGGGGAUUGUCGCUUGAGAGUAGUGGUGAGGGAGCGGAACGGAUAAUGCGUAUAAGGGCGUUGCCUGAUUUGCCAUCGAAGCGCGACGCCAGGCGCAAGCAUCCGUUCUACAAGAAUUUCAUGAAGCCGCCGGUGAAGACGGAGUGGCGCGUUCAAAGUGUUAACGGUGUUCCCAGUUUGAGGGCGGCCGAGAUUUUUGACAUCAUGCGGCGCGCCCUCAGGAUGCGCAUCCAGUUCUUCAAGGGACGAUAG